This is a messenger RNA of Dentiscutata erythropus, 254 nucleotides long. Lineage: Eukaryota; Fungi; Glomeromycota; Glomeromycetes; Diversisporales; Gigasporaceae. The record is from the annotation of a GenBank genome assembly.
CUGAUCUGUAUAAUACAGUCAUGACCGAAUUAUUAGGUCACAAUAAUAAUUUAAUUAGCAAUACAAUUACUUCUCCAAAUGAUCUGUUACAAAAUUACCAUACUCAAAUUGCGAUAGCUCACCAGUAUCUUCACCAAUCCAAAAAAAUGGGAAAUAGAAAAGCGGUAUUGUGGUAUAUCUAUUAUUUAGGUGAAAUUUUGGAAAAUAUACCAUCUGAAGAAAGACCGUCUUGUUCCAAGCAACUUUCCCAAUAA